GCACCAGUCGGUAAAGAAACACGCCGAGCCGAGACCCUCCGCUCGAAGCAUACAAAUCCCACCGGCGACGCUCUCACCCGAUUGGCCGCCGCCGCCUGUCAAUCACGCCGCGAUCCUUCUACUACCGCUCCUACAGUAAAUAUUUGUGUUUGCUCAACCGGCUGUAAUGGUGGACGACUGAGGCAGAGGAGCGGAAUACAAGAGUGAAGCAAGAGAAGGAAAAACGGUCGAAAGUCUGUCUCAGAGCCAGUCGCCGCGAGUAGGACACGGGGCUUCGUCGAAAAUGGAUGAACUCAAACAUCAAGUCAUGAUUAACCAGUUCGUCCUGACGGCGGGUUGUGCGGCAGACCAGGCGAAGCAGCUUUUGCAGGCGGCACAUUGGCAGUUCGAGACUGCCCUCAGUGCCUUUUUUCAAGAAACAAAUAUUCCAUAUGGCCAUCAUCAUCAAAUGAUGUGCACCCCAGCCAACACACCAGCGACGCCCCCCAACUUCCCGGAUGCAUUGACCAUGUUCUCCCGGCUGAAGGCGUCCGAGAGCUUCAACAGCGGCAGCGGUGGCAGUCCCAUGGCGGCCUCCAUGGCCACCUCACCCCCGCCCCCCCAGGUCGGCGGCUGGGGGGUCUCACCAAACGUACCUAAUGUGCCGCAACCUCCACAGGGACUCUGGACUCAGGGGCAACCCCCCAUGCAGCCCUGCCCCGCCUGGCCCACAGGCGUGAACCCCCACGCGGGCGCUGAGCAGAAGGCUAGCGUAGCGAUGGAGGCCGAGAGAUGAAGGGCAGCACAGGACUGAAAAAUAUCUCCCUUCCACUUCAGGAAAGGGAGGGAAAAUGGGCGGAGGGAGGGGGUGAAUAAUGACCGGGAGGGAGGGAGGAGAUAAAAGGUAGAAAUUCGGGUUUUGGUCUUUUUUUUUCCAAAAAAGGAUGAAAGGAUGUGGAACGAGACGGAAAAACUACGCAAACCAAGAAAAACCCAACGUGGACAUUUUAAGAAGAGGAGAAAAACCAAUGCAAAUGUCAAUACAAAAAUACACAAAAAAAAACUAAAAAGAUACGCACACACAUAGUAAUAAGAGAGCAACUGAAAAUCUUUGUUAGUUUUUCCUAAGUAAAUGCAUAGAUAAGAGAAAUAUUAAUGAACUUACAAAAAACAAAAUGGAAAUUAAAAAAAAACAACUGUCACGCCCAAGGAUUCUCUGUGACGUUCAAGGACAUUUAAGGCAGCAAACUUAAUUUUCAGUUCUUCGUUUAGUACUUUUUUUUUUUCCUCCAUUGUUUGAACCGGUGUUUUUUGCCGCCGGCAUUUCUGCAACUUGUCUGUGCUGCAUGAGGAGAGAGGGACUUUUGCAAUGCAGUGUUUGAGAUUGACUCAAAGAGAAAAAAAAAAUUCAACACGCACUUGAGUGUGAGUGUGUACGCAUGUGAGCGGGUGGUCGGUUUGUAAUCAAAAAAAUGUAUACACACACACACAUAUAUAUUCACACAUACAUACAUACAUACAUACAUACACACACACACACACACACACACACACACACACACACACACAUUAGAGUUUAGAGGCAACACCUCCAUACUGUCAUCCCCAUCCUCAAAGGUGGGACUUUUCUUACCUCACCUGGUGGUCACCUGACUUCUUUCAGCCAAUCAGGGAUUCUUCUUAAACCAACCGUUGCCACCGCCGCCGCCGCAGGACAUGUUUUUAAAGGUUUUUUCUCAAAGGCAGCAGCCGACUCUGGUUUAUGCUAACCAAUCCUUGCUGCAAUGGCUCUUUCCUGACAGUUUUCAAACCUGGACUCACGACUACAACUGUCCACUUUUUUCUGGAGAUUUGGGUUAUUACAAGAAAAAAAAAAAAGAGAAAAUCAUGGUUUAAUAUAAUAUCGUUUAUAAAUGCUAAUUGUUCUGUUGUUUUGUUUUUUUUUUUUUUGUUGAGUGGUUAAGGGAGGUGGCUUUGAAAAUGGGUGGGACUUCAGGUUGAUUUGGUUUUUUUGGAAGGAGUGAAUCAAACCGCAGCUAAAAUGGCUACAGAUUAUAAAAGAAAAAAGAAGAAAAACACGACUACUCCAUCUUUGUAAACAGGAUUGCCACUUUGCAUGAUGUGUUCAUAACGUGUAACAUCUUUUGUAGCAAACAUACAUGAGGUCGAGACAUGUUUAUGGGACGGGGUGUGUGGAGCUGAAGAUGAGGGUGGGGUGGUGGGUCUCAAUCCCAAAGCUAAUAGAAAUGCAAUAGAUGAGAGUUUCUCAUGAAAUGUCUUGUUAGAUAAGAGAAACAAAGAAGAAAAUGGGUGUGGGGCAGCUUCGGGAAGCCCACCACAGGCUAUUUGGGGACACUACAGACUACUUCCAGAUAUACAGUAUAUAUAAACCCUCAGAAACUGUACUUCUGAGGGGUUUUUACAACAUUUAGGUCUCUAGAUUUUCGACCGGUCCCUGGUCCAUUGAUACUGCUGAGGGACAGUUCAGGGAUGACCCUGAUAUAUGGCAAUAUUUUAAAUGCAGGGUCUGUCCCUUUUUUAAUUUCUCCUGUUUGGAUUAUUUUUCCAUUGGAUAACAAAGGAGAGAGUAAGAAGAGAUAUUUUGAAUAGCUGAAGGUCUUUUUAAAAAAAAAAAAGAUAAUUGGGGAAAUCAUGGAUAUAAUAAUGAAUAAAUAAGCAACUUUCUUUUUAUUAUUUAGACUAAACUAAUGUUUGAGUUCAUCCUUUUUUCCAUGCUUCAUACUUUUAUUUGGUUAAAUCAGAGCGUCUCUGGGUGGGCCUGUUCCUAAAUGGUUUCUCAUGUAUGUUUCCCCACUUGUAUGGCUGUAUGAGACCAUUCCCACAAUAUUUGUGGACUACCUGAUAAUUAACUUAUCAUUUUUUGUGAACCUAAAUAAAUAUUGUAUGUCAACCUAAUCA
This is a messenger RNA of Acanthopagrus latus (yellowfin seabream), 2898 nucleotides long. RefSeq names its product UBA-like domain containing 1a (gene ubald1a). The record is from RefSeq and is a predicted model, not a curated record. The transcript has 3 exons. Gene Ontology annotation, molecular function: protein binding. Bases 284 to 775 code for a protein of 163 amino acids. Lineage: Eukaryota; Metazoa; Chordata; Actinopteri; Spariformes; Sparidae.